Molecule: messenger RNA, 1953 nt
Organism: Solenopsis invicta (red fire ant)
Lineage: Eukaryota; Metazoa; Arthropoda; Insecta; Hymenoptera; Formicidae
Gene: Golgin84
Product: golgin-84
Exons: 7
Coding region: 79-1845 (588 amino acids)
Biological process (GO): retrograde transport, vesicle recycling within Golgi; Golgi organization
Cellular component (GO): Golgi membrane; Golgi cisterna
Source: RefSeq, a predicted model, not a curated record
GCUCGUCGAGCGUCGUUACGUGCGACACGGUUUUAUUCAUUUCCUCGUGCAGUAUUUCUUAUCAGCCCUUGCGUCGAUAUGGCCUGGCUGUCCGGUCUCGCUGAUAAGGCAGAGAACCUCCUAAAUAAAAUUGACAAGAAUACCGCGGCCGUCUUAAAUAAGGAUAAAUACGAGAUGCCACAGGGGCAUCUGUCAGAAGUUACGUGGCUCACCUCACCGGAAUCUGGGCUAAAUGGAAGUAUGUCCAAGACACCUCUGUUGGGAUCAUCGGAUCAUAUUCCCUAUGCAGUUCCUACUUCAAGUUUGACAUCAGUAAAUCUGUUAAAUGUAACGGCACCUAAAGAGGAUGCACUAUUUACAUAUUUGAAUACACCUGACCCAAGUCCGAAAAGAAUGGUGGAAUCUUUUAAAUCACCAUCGACUACUUCGUCGUUAUUGGUCGAACAUCCUACCGAUGAUACAGACUCGGAUCUGUCAAUUCAGAGCGAUCGGAUUAGCCCAACUCCGUCUCACGUUUCUAUAGAAAUGAUGCCCAAUACUUUGGAUGACAAAGAAGCUGAAAUAAAUAUGGAAAAUUUAAAUUUAUAUUCUUACAAUAGUGAGGUACAGACUUUAGAGGAUGAAAAUUUGGUUAAGCCUACAACAGAAGCUGCACAAAAUGAACAUAGUGAUAUGGAAGCACAUUCAAAUGUAUUCUAUCCCCAGUCUGGAUAUAAAAUAAAAUCAAAUAAUUUAAAAACAGAUAAUUUAGAUUCAAUUGAUCCAUUAAAUAAACGGAAAUAUGUAAGAGAAAUGGAUAGGCACUUGGAGAAACAAAAUGAAUUUCUUGGUAAACAGACGGACUAUCAAAAAGAGAUUGUAGUUCUAAAUGAAAAGUUGAAAGCUCUAGAAAUGGAAAAGUUAGAACAAUCAAAGCAGAUAGUAGAUUUGCAGUCUGUCAUAGACAGGAAUAGACAGGAGUUAAACUCGAUUAGAUCUGAAUUGGAAUUACAUAAAGCUAGGGCACUGAAAACCUUACAGGAAAAGGAAAAACUUAUAGCAGAAUUAAAAAGUAAUGCACCAACUGCUAUGGAUGAAGCUACCAUCAUGGAGUUAAAUCAAUUAAAACAAGAACGUGAUAGUGUUAGAGAGGAAAAUCAACAAAUGUGUCAGCAGCUGAAAAUACUGCGGGAAGAGUUGGCAAAUGCAGAUCUGAAUUUGGAAAAGAUAAAACAAAAGUCAGCCGAAACAAAUCUACAAAAUCAAGAGAUCCUUGCCAGUGAAAGACGUCGAAGAUUAGAAGCGGAAGAUGACAUGAAAUUACAUUCUGAGGAAAUAAGAUCUUUGAAAGACGAUUUAAUUAGUCAACGUAAUGGAUUUAGUUUACAGUUGCAAAAGCAAAAUUCAGAGAUUUCUAGACUUAAAUUGCAGUUAUCUGCAUCGGCAACCCCGAGUAAUGAAAUGGAUUCAAGAAUAGCGUCUCUUACACAAACUUUGGUUCUAAAACAACAAGCGUUGGAAUGUUUGACAACGGAGAGAAAUGCAUUACGUCUGCAGCUUGAAAAAAUAGAACAUGAAUAUAGAAAUGCUGCGGGAAAUAUGCGAAGAAACAUAUCCUAUAACAAUAUAAAUGAUACGGAUGAUGCAAAAGCUCAAGUUCCUACAUUUUUAAUGGAAACACCGUUCGAUACUAGCGUUGCCAGAAGAAUGAAGAGAGCUUAUUCUUCAUUGGAUGCGAUAAGCAUUCGGACGGGAGUAUUUUUAAGGAGAUAUCCAUUAGCCAGAAUUUUAGUGUUGAUUUAUAUGGGAGUACUCCAAUUUUGGGUUUUGGUAGUUCUCUUCUUUCAAUCACCAGAAGCUCAUUAAUAAAAAUUAGAAUAGCAUUAAGUAUUUAAAAAGAAAUAAGUUUAUAGGAAAUACAUUUUUUUUGUAAAUAUUAGAAAGCAAUAUAUGAGACAGAUUAGAACUUGUACA